UCCCUCGCCCCGGAUCCGGUCCGGGCGGCGCGGGGACUCCGGCCUGAGAGCCAGCGAGCGCGCGGGCGGGCGGCGUGGCGCGCUGCGGGCGAGCGGGCGCGUCCUGCAGGGAGCUGACCUGUCCCGGCCGCAGCACAACUAACGAAGCUGCUGCAGGAUGAGAAGAUGGCAGCGCGGCUGCUCGCACCACCAGGCCCUGACAGUUUCAAGCCUUUCACCCCCGAGUCACUGGCAAACAUCGAGAGGCGCAUUGCCGAGAGCAAGCUCAAGAAACCGCCGAAGGCCGAGGGCAGCCAUCGCGAAGACGAUGAGGACAGCAAGCCCAAGCCAAACAGUGACCUGGAGGCAGGGAAGAGCCUGCCUUUCAUCUAUGGGGACAUCCCACAAGGCCUGGUUGCGGUUCCCCUGGAGGACUUUGACCCAUACUAUUUGACGCAGAAAGUGAGUUGGAGGAGGCGGCGACCCAGCUUCAGACCCCCUGUCCUAACAGGCUUAGGGGAGACUGGGAGAAAGAGCUGUCCUUUUGCCCAAGUUUGGAUAAGUAGCUAACCUUUUAUUUCAGUUC
Mustela erminea (ermine) is the source of this 565-nucleotide messenger RNA. RefSeq names its product sodium channel protein type 8 subunit alpha-like. The transcript has a single exon. The record is from RefSeq and is a predicted model, not a curated record. Bases 166 to 549 code for a protein of 127 amino acids. Lineage: Eukaryota; Metazoa; Chordata; Mammalia; Carnivora; Mustelidae.